Molecule: messenger RNA, 1818 nt
Organism: Trypanosoma cruzi
Lineage: Eukaryota; Euglenozoa; Kinetoplastea; Trypanosomatida; Trypanosomatidae
Exons: 1
Coding region: 1-1818 (605 amino acids)
Source: RefSeq, a predicted model, not a curated record
AUGGGAUCCAAAUGUGGACUGGAUGAAGUGCCAAGACAGUUGCGCCAGCUGCUACACCGUAUUCCUGUUGGAUACUCCUCCGUGUAUCUGAACGAGCUGCAGCCAAGUAGCCAACAUCUUUUUCUUGCUGCUUGCAUGACAAAGGCCCGCCAGAAGUUAAAUGGGAGUGCGGAGAAUAAGUUAGGCAUCUCUGUUUCUCGACAGAAUGUCAGUUUUCAUCCAUCUGUCCGAGCGUCACGUUUGAACGGAGUGGAGGCCAAACAACAAGGGGGGAAAUCCUCUCCAAGUACGUCAGUGCCUAUGCUACAACGCAUGGUAUCCGAAUUACGGCUACCGAAGGGGUCGAGUGGGAGGUUAGAGGCGUACCGGACUUCCCAUCCCACAAUACUGACGAAUCCGCACCUUUUUUUAUUAAUUGUUCCGCGUUGGAUGUUCGACGACGAGGGAGGAGAAAACGAGGGGCAGCGCACCGUGGAGUCCGUUCUGCAACGUCAUCUUGUGAAGGUAAACAAGACGCUAUAUUGGCGGGAAGGGGAGCCAUCGCAUGGAGAUAAGGAUGCGGCGACGGACACACCCGAUGUCAUGUUGGAGACUAUAUGGGGUUGCACCACUUUGCAGUUGUGUCAGGCGGCAAAGGCUGCCGCGUCGCGUGGGUGCCGUUUGUUCCUCUUAAGUUAUCCCCGGCAGCGUAUGCUAUCAAAUGAGGGAUUGCUGGUACGGGAGUUGGGCGGCUGGUGCCCCUCUGCGUUCUGCAACUUUCAAUUGGAUGUACGUUCUGUGGAUCUAGAAGAUGCCUCGAGGCACUCUUCUUCCCUGUCACUUUUAGAGGAGGCACAACGCGGGUUUGGCGCUAACAUUGGCGUGGAGAAGGCAGGCAUGCAGGGUAGUUGUGGCAGCGACUCAACGAAGUAUGGUCUAGGGAACAUGGCACAGCUGGAGUAUAAGUUUCCUUUUGCUGUUGCGGAGGCGGUUGUGGAUGCGAAGCGGGAUGCUCCUGUUCCAUGGGCGCAGGUGUGUGAUGACCCUCUCACCGCGUCUUUGUUUGAGGCGCUCUACGAUCGACGGCAUUUUUGCGUGGCAGAUGCGGUGCUUUACGCAUCCCGACGUGUGGUACUGCCGUUUCUCCUCGGCCUUUCUCCAUCAUCGUCAUCGUCAUCGAAUACACUUAACGGAACAGGAGGAGGAGAAGGUGGAGGGGGCGGUGCGUCUUCAGCGGGGUUGAUGCGUUGGUCUGAGAUUCAUGCGGUGCUGCGGUGGCGUCUGUUUGAGUCGGCCUUUGGCUCUCUGUCGCAGUUGGUCCGCACGGAGGACGUGGCUGCGGUGGGCGGUGGCCUUGAUCCAUUUAUUCUCCCUCUCCACGAGACAUUUUUAACCCGAAUAUUAAUUCCCCGAAUGUCUGAGUAUUACGACGCCACCUGCAAGGGUGCGGAGGCCUCAGCGCGGCAGAAUGCGGUGACACCAGGGGACGCACGUGUCCACAACAAACCGUCCACACCUGCCACUGUCACUGUGGACAUCCUUGAAUGCUUCAACAGCCUGGCGAGCAGACGGAGGCACGGGGGCAGCGGAAGUAGCGGCGCUGACCAUAACGGCAAUGAAGUUUGCGAUGCCAACGGUGACGCUGCCGUAAAAAAGAAAAAGAAGAAGGAGCGAAAGCCGAAGAAAUUGGCCGAUGAACACAUUUCUUUUGGUGUCGAUGAUGUCCACUUUACGGUUGCGGACCUACCAGGCUUAGUGAAGUAUCUUUUGUACUUCAGCCAGCGGUUUGAGGUUCAUGGUGGUGGCACAACUCUGAAGUUCACCCCACAUAGGGGUUAA